Tremella mesenterica DSM 1558 is the source of this 2919-nucleotide messenger RNA. RefSeq lists its product as uncharacterized. The transcript has 2 exons. The coding region runs from base 1 to 2919 and encodes 972 amino acids. NCBI's taxonomy places the organism in Eukaryota, Fungi, Basidiomycota, Tremellomycetes, Tremellales, Tremellaceae. The record is from RefSeq and is a predicted model, not a curated record.
AUGUGGUCUUCCCGUUCACACUCACACUCACACUCUCACCCAUCAUCUUCAGCCACCGUCAACUUUCAUAUUCCCAUAACACCUUCAAAACCAUCACAUUCAUCUUCCAACGAGUUUAACAUCAUUAAUCAAGAUAGUGAAAGUGUUGUGAAAUCUAAAAGUCCAUUUCGUCUUGCUCGAUUAAGACUUAGUUUUGGUCUGAAAUCCAAUAUGGGUCAAACUUCUUCACUCCCACGUUCUAAUCCUCCAGAUAAUCUACCUGUCCCAGUACCUAUCACUCCUAUCAAAUCUGGAAUUGAGGGGGUUGAUGGAAUGGAAGAAUUAGGGAAACGAUUGGUAGGAUCUACAGGUCCGAUGGGAUCUACAGGAUUGGCAGGGGGAGUAGGAUUGGCAGGAGGAGUAGGAUUGACAGGAACAUAUCAUCGAAAAUCUUACAAUUCUCUUCGAAGGAAAAUAUCAAACAGACCGAAGGUCGAGAAGACAGGGACGACACUACGUUCUAAGUCAAGUCGAACUUUAGGAGAAGAAAUACAAAUAUUCGAAUUAUUAGUUCAAACAGCUGAAAAGAAAGUAGGUUUAGAACAUGAUUUCACACCUAUUAAAUCAUCUUCUAUAUUCACUACGACUCCUCAUACACCAUUAUCACAAAGUAAAUUCACAAGAAUCCCUCAGACUCCAUUAUCACGUAUAUCACGUAAUGGUCAUAAUCAUAAUCCACUUCGUAUUCCUCUUUUCGAACGAUCGGGCCAAUCCAACAAGGAUGAUCAUGGGGAGAAUAUCAAACCCAUUGGAGAGAGGGUGAUAAGUGUUGGUGGUAUAGAGAAAGAUGUUGGAGGUAUAGAAGAAGAAAAUAUGGGAAAAUUAGAAGAAACGGAAAAGAUAAAUCAAAGAAUUUCUCCUAAAUCGAAGAAAACAUCACCAUAUCAAUUACAUCGACAUAAUUCUACUUUUUCAAUUCAUUCUGGAAUAGGAUCAUUACAUUCUUCUAGAAGAGCAGAAAGAGAAUGGCGCGCUAGAGUUGCUGCUUUAGCUGUAGGAGGUAUAAAUGGUAAUGGUAGUCCAGGUAGGAAUAGUAAACAAGAAAUUAGAGGACCUGUUCCUCCUAGAAGAACGAUGGGGAAUAUGAUCAGAACUAAUUCUGAUCCUACUUCCACUUCAUCUAAUCCCACUUCCGCUCCUUCUUCAUCAAAUCCUUUCCAAACAUCAUCCUCCAUUUCUCUUACCCCUCCCGAUUCAAAGAUUACUACCGACAAACCGAUAUCGUUUUCUUUAGGAAUGGACGAUUUUUCAAAUGGUUUGAAGACCCCAAGACUGACUCCGAGAAUAUCGAUCGAUUUCGAUUUAACGGAUCAACCUCGUUCUUCAUUAGAUACCAUGGGUUGUCCUCGAUAUCUCGAUUCGACAUCAUACAGUUCACCGAAUAUAUCACUUGGAGGUAGUCCUUUUGGUGUUCAUAAAAGGGAAAGAAGUGCAGAACCAAGUAUCGCCAGUUAUUAUUUCGCAGCUGAAUCUCGUCCUGGAUCAAUAGGAGCUGGAAGUUUCUUAGCAGGUGGGAGGAGUGUUUCUAUACCACAAGAUCAACCUUUCGUCUUGAGAGAUGAUAAUAAGAGUGGUGAGAAAUAUGGGAAAUAUGAGAUAACUCGAGAGGCUCAAGGAGAGGAAAUAAGUGUGCAAGAUGAUGAAACUGAAAUUGGAAUAUUUGGUGUAGAUUUGGAAUUCUCAACUUCGACUAUUCAUUUACCUUUACCUUCUUCAAAUCUGAUUCGUCCUAUUUCUUUACCUCCACUUACCGAUAUAUCUUCUCCUGAUAUUACUCUUGAAAAAGCUUAUCCGAAUCAUCAUCAUCAGGAAGAUAAAAUAUCACCUCCUUCUUCCGCCCCCUGCGUCUCGAGACGAUUCAAGAAUGAUAUUUCAUCUUCCAUAUACGAUCAUCAAGUGAAACCGGAUGAUUCUCCUUCUAUUAGAUCUAUCAAAACCAGAUCUACACCUUCUCCUCUAUCUUCUAUCCCUCCUAAGAGAUCAGGUUUAACAUUAGAUUUCAUGUCUUUCACUUCGAACUCAAACCGUUCAUCUAAUUCAGCUCAACCUUCCAUCAUACCUAACUCUCAAAAUCUUUUCAGGAAUUCAUCUAUUCAAUCACAUAAAUCUAUUCAUACUCCUCGUCGAAUCCCAACACAUGUAUCUCAUCUUUCAAAUACAUCCAUAUCGACAUCGAUGACAAGAACUAUAUCAUCCACUUCUCCUUCUUUUUCAAGUCCAGAAGAACUUUAUUCUUUUUCUAAUCCUUCAGAACUUUAUCCUUUCUCUAAUCCUUCCGACCUUCAUCCUUUCUCUACUCCUUCAAAACACAACCCAACUUCAAGUCCAUCAGAACCUCACUUUUCACCAUCAACACCACCAACUCCCACACCUUAUAGUCCCACCACAGCUCAUAUCCUCCAUGGACCUUUAGAUGAUGGAUGGGCGUAUGAACUAGCUUCUUUCGAUAGUCCAGCAAAAAUAGGACAUCCUUUCGCUCGAAAAAGACAGAGUGUAAGGAUAUCAACAGGAAAAGAAGGGUUGAGGAAACCUUUGAAAAAUAUGAAUCUCGAACAAGGUUUCAUGAGAUUAUCAUAUGUUUCCAAAGAUGAAGAUCAAAAUAAGAUCAAGGGUGAGAAUGAAAUUUGGAAUGAAGAAAAAGGUAAAGAAACAAGGAAGAAGAAUUUCCAGAAUGGUAAAGAUGUUUGUAAGAUUGAAAAGGAUGAAGAACAGAGAGAGGAUGUAAAGGAUGAAAGUGGGAAGAUGAGGUAUAAGACAAAAAUGAGAAUAACAAAAUUAGAUUUAACACCAGGUAUGGAAACUGGUCAUAGACCUCCUAAAAGUGGUUUACCCAUUGAUGACCUUAGAAGUUGGUUAGCUAGUACUUCCAUCGUUGCGUAA